AUGGAAGUGCGAAAAUGGGAAGACCUAAACAUGGAUUGUUUGGUGAAUGCAUUUGGGAGAUUGGGAGUAGAGUCCAUGCUAUUUGACGUUCCCUUUGUAUGCAAGUCAUGGUACAACGCAACUCUCGAUCCUUUAUGCUGGCAGCAUCUUGAUUUUCCACGUGAAAUCUCACACUCCUUCAAAUCAAGAUUAGUGGAUAAAUAUGGAUUGGAGAGGUUUGACACAACUGGAUUGAUUAAGUUUGUUGUCAAUCGUAGUAGUGGAUAUGCCGUUUCACUAGUUCUUCCCAGCAGUUCUACUAAAGAGACAUUGAUUUGUGCCGCAGAAGGGUGUCCUGCCUUAAAAUUUUUGACGCUGUCUUGUCUACUCGAGAAUGACACCGUUGAAGCGUCCUUUGUUGCAAGUCUUAUAAGAAAGUGGAGAAACUUGCAGAUGCUAAGGCUUGGAAGCGGCUUUGAUACGGAAGAAAUCCUUACCCAAGUCAGCCUUCAUUGCAAGGAUUUUGUUGAUUUUGGCCAUUUCAGAUUAAGUAGUUCCAAUUCCAUAUCCGUGAUAAGAGAUGACGAGAUAUGGGUUAUAGUCACCUUACUGCCAAACCUCGAGUACUUGGAUCUAAGGCGGACGAAUCUACAUUGGCUGAAUCUUGAGAGGAUUUUGAAGCGCUGCAAAAAACUUGUGCAUCUUGACGUUAGGGAUUGCAUAGGUUUCGAGGUUAAUGAGAAGAUAUUGAAGCUUGCGAGGGUUCAAGAGCGCGGCGUCACCCGAACUCGAGCGAUGAUGAAGACUGUGGUUAUAUUUUACCUAGACAUAGUUUUGAUGACAGCUCUGAUGAUAAUGAUCACAACUUUGAUGAUGGUCACAGCUCAGAUGAUAUUGAUUUCGACUCCGAGUAGGCAUGUGUUAACAAAGGACAUAUUAACUCACAAGGAGCAAGAGCUAAAGCAAGAGAAAGCAGAAAAAUCCAAGUCAUAA
Molecule: messenger RNA, 972 nt
Organism: Cornus florida
Lineage: Eukaryota; Viridiplantae; Streptophyta; Magnoliopsida; Cornales; Cornaceae
Product: F-box/LRR-repeat protein At3g48880-like
Exons: 3
Coding region: 1-972 (323 amino acids)
Molecular function (GO): protein binding
Source: RefSeq, a predicted model, not a curated record